This is a messenger RNA of Saccoglossus kowalevskii, 813 nucleotides long. RefSeq names its product tripartite motif-containing protein 2-like. NCBI's taxonomy places the organism in Eukaryota, Metazoa, Hemichordata, Enteropneusta, Harrimaniidae. The record is from RefSeq and is a predicted model, not a curated record.
AUGGGACUAUUGAAGGUGAUCGGGAAAGAAGGCACCGGGGAAGUAGAAUUCAAAUACCCAUGCGGGCUAGCGAUCGGCAAAGAAGAUGGCCGCCUACUGAUAGCCGACAGCGACAACAACAGAAUCCAAAUUCUAGAUGAGGAGUUGGUGUUUAUGAAACAUAUGUACUUUACACAGUUCAAGCAGAAAUGUUCCCCUUUCGGCGUGACGUCAUCAAACGGUAAAUAUUUCAUGACGGAUCGGGGGAACAGUCAGGUAAUUGUCAGUGACUAUGACGGGGACGUACUAGGGGUGUUUGGAAACGAUAGGUUUAAAGAUCCACGAGGAAUCUGCGUAAGUCCCUUCGACGGUCAACUUUACGUGGCCGAUUUUGAAAAAGACACUAUAGAAAUAUACACCAUAGAGGGCGUACACGUACGUUCACUCAGUUGGGAGUGUUUAGGGAGAGGCCAGCUCGAUGGGCCGUGCUGUUUGGACAUUGACGAAAAAGGAACUCUAUACGUGGCCGACCAUGAUAACCACUGCGUGCAAGUGUUCGACUCUCAAUACAGACACGUGCAUUCCAUCGGUGGCGGGGGUCAAUAUGCAGGUCAACUGUGUUACCCGAAGGGAGUGGUCGUGGAUACCCAGGGUAAUGUCUACGUCACCGAUGAAAAGAGUAUGGUACAGAAAUUCUAUGGUGGUACUGGUGAACUAAUACGUCGGCUCGAUAUCGGCAAUCUAAACUGGCCGUGCGGCAUCACUCUGACAGCGGACAACAGAGUCGUGGUGGCUGACAACAGUAACCAUUGUAUUAAAGUAUUCUCGCAAUAA